Archocentrus centrarchus (flier cichlid) is the source of this 1127-nucleotide messenger RNA. RefSeq names its product lysophosphatidic acid receptor 6. NCBI's taxonomy places the organism in Eukaryota, Metazoa, Chordata, Actinopteri, Cichliformes, Cichlidae. Bases 1 to 963 code for a protein of 320 amino acids. Gene Ontology annotation, cellular component: membrane. Gene Ontology annotation, biological process: G protein-coupled receptor signaling pathway. The record is from RefSeq and is a predicted model, not a curated record. Gene Ontology annotation, molecular function: oxysterol binding; G protein-coupled receptor activity. The transcript has a single exon.
AUGAUGAAUGCGACAAACUGCAGCAACCCAACAGAAGAGUACGAGAUUUACCUUUUCCCAGCGGUCUACAUCCUCGCUUUGCUUGUGGGUCUGCCGGGCAACCUAGCAGCCCUUUUUGUCUUCUCCUUCAGGACCACUCCCCGCACGGCCUUCAGUGUCUACAUCAGCAACCUGGCAGCGGCGGACAUCAUCAUCCUCUGCGUUCUUCCCUUUCGGAUCCACUACCACAUCAACAGGAACAACUGGAUCUUCGGGGACUUCACCUGCCGCAUCACGGGGAUUCUAUACUACUCCAACAUCUACAUGAGCAUCUGCUUCAUGACCUGUAUCUGCGUGGACCGCUACAUGGCCACGGUGCACCCGCACAAUUACCUGAGGAUGCGAAGCCCCUUUUGCUCUGUGGUCGCGAGCGUGGUCCUCUGGUGCGUUGCUGGAGUGGCCAUCCUGGUCUUCAUUCUCAUGGGGCCUCUAAAAACCAACACAGACAAAUCUGGAGGCCUCAGCUGUUUUGAAAACUUUGCCAAGGAAGAGUGGGACGACCGUAUGGGGCCGUACAGCGUGCUGGGCCUCAUCUUUGGCUCUCUGCUGCCCUCCAUGAUCACCCUGAUAUGUUACCCUCUGGCCGCCAAGCGCAUUUCUAUGAUACGAACUAGAACAGCCCAAAAAGCUGUGAGGGUCAUCAACACCAUCCUGGCUAUCAUGGUGCUCUGCUUCCUGCCCAACCACAUCGUGUAUCUGCUGCACCUCCUUUACCGCAGGGGGGUAAUCCAAAGCUGCUCUUUUGGCAGAGCCACCUACAACGCCCGGCGGGUCACCAUGGCACUCAUCACUCUCAACACAUGUCUGGACCCUCUUCUCUACUAUGUCACCACCAACCACUGCAAAUGGGAGCGAUUAAAGAUGACAUGGCUGUGGGGGGUGGUGAGCCGGAGAAGGGGGGUUUAUGCCAUUGCAGUGAACUGAGCGGGGAGUGGAGCCAACAACAUACAUACUGUAAAUACAGCUGUAAAUAAAUAACACUCUGUAUAAACUUCAUCAUCAGUGGAUGUGAAACUGGAGUACUGCAAAGACUUUUCUGGAAAAAUGUUUAUUUGUACAUCAAAAUAAAAGAAUAAAUCAGAAUUUGA